GUGGAGGUUGCGGCCGAAGUGGCGCGAAUGCAGUUGUAUGUUGCGCUCCAAUACUAUGUGGAAGAACAUGUUUGAGAGUGAAGAAUGAGAGUUCCUCUCUCUAUGGAUUCUGGGUUCAGGAAGGAGGAAGAGAAAAAGUUAGGGCUUUAGAAGGUAACUCUCAAUUGAUGAGAAAUCUAUGUAAUUCAAUUCCAAUAUGAAAUGUUAACUCUCUUGUUCUUGAUUGAUUUACGCUGGUUAAGAGAAAACUGCUUACAAAUUGAAGAUGCAGAAGACAGAGUAAGACCAUUCGACAGCUAAGUUGCAGGGGAAGAGAGAAUAUAGACGGCGAUCACCUCAAACGACGGCAGAGCCAGGCUCACUUUGUAGAGAUUGAAGACGAGAGAGACAGUUGAUCGGAUGGCGGAGAUGUGGCGAAGAAGGCGGGAGCGUGCUCUUACUCACUCGAGGAUCGGAGAGUCGUUGAUCGGAGUGUGGAAGAGAUGGAUAGCAGGACGAGAGAGAGAAAUCGGACGGUGGAAGUGGCGAUUGCGGCUACGGCUACGGUGGUGCUGGGAGUAGGGAAUCGCGUGCUUUAUAAACUGGCUCUCGUUCC
Rubroshorea leprosula is the source of this 595-nucleotide messenger RNA. The record is from the annotation of a GenBank genome assembly. Lineage: Eukaryota; Viridiplantae; Streptophyta; Magnoliopsida; Malvales; Dipterocarpaceae.